ACAUAAAGUGAUAAUAUAAUUGAGACUCACAAAGUGCCAUACGAAAAUAUCAGAAAUUCUAUCCAGAUUGGCGCGAGUCGUCAUUGAAUUCAGGAACAGCUUCGGUCCUGUCAUUCAAUACCAGAUUGGCUCAACGAUCUCUAGAAUUAUGAUAUACUUAAAGUGAUAAUAUAAUUUGAGACCCACAAAGUACCAUACGAAAAUAUCAGAAAUUCUAUCCAGAUUGGCGCGAGUCGUCAUUGAAUUCAAGAACAGCUUCGGUCCUGUCAUUCAAUACCAGAUUGGCUCAACGAUCUCUAGAAUUAUGAUAUAAAGUGACGAUACAAUGUGUGACCCAAAAAUUACCACAAGGAUGUCAGAAAUUCUAUCCAGAUUGGCGCGAGUCGUCAUUGAAUUCAAGAUCAGCUUCGAACCUGUCAUUCAAUACCAGAUUGGCUCAACGAUCUCUAGAAUUAGACAUAAAAGUGACGAUACAAUGUGUGACCCAAAAAUUACCACAUGGGUGUUAGAAAUUCUAUCCAGAUUGGCGCGAGUCGUCAUUAAAUUCAAGAACCGCUUCGGUCCUGUCAUUCAAUGCCAUAUUGGCUCAACGAUCUCUAGAAUUAGACAUAAAAAUGACGAUACAAUGUGUGACCCAAAAAUUACCACAUGGGUGUUAGAAAUUCUAUCCAGAUUGGCGCGAGUCGUCAUUAAAUUCAAGAACAGCUUCGAUUCUGUCAUUCAAUGCCAGAUUGGCUCAACGAUCUCUAGAAUUAGACAUAAAAGUGACGAUACAAUGUGUGACCCAAAAAUUACCACAUGGGUGUCAGAAAUUCUGUCCAAAUUGGCGUGAGUCGUAAUUAGAUUCAAGGACAGCAAAUUGUAAUAACAUAAUGAAUUUGACUUACAUGAUAUAAUUCCCAUAGCGGAAGCUUUUUCCUAAUAGUGUGAUCAAUUAAUUUAACUAUUUAUAAAAGAAUCAAAAUCACUCUCUAGCUCACUUGUCAUGCCCGGUCAAGGCAAAAAUCUAUACUGAAUUACAUUACACAUUACACAGAUUGUGCCUCGUAUGCAUUGAGGAAUGUGGGCUAUACUAUACCAUAUAUUAUAUCAAUCAGGUAUCCUCUGACUCGUGGGAAACUUUUUAAUAAACAACUAGUUUCAGUUACUGACUUCGCUUGAUAAAUUAUUUUUAUUGCAGGGUACAGGUUUACCUACAAUACAUUAUGAAGAAGGUGAACAAGUUUUCACUUUUGAUUCAUCAUGCAGAAUCAAUGCUUUGCGUUUACUCAAAUAUUGUUAUGUUUUUGUUCAACUGUAAUGAUGAUGGUGAUUAUAACGUUCGACUUAUUGUUCGAUUCAAAGCAGGUUGAAAUAAGGUUAAUAUUAUUUAAAAUAUCAGUAUUGAAACGUUGCACUCCUUGUUCAUUACAACUUAGGUACCUACCUAAUGUACAACUAGAUCGUGAUUAUAUAAUCAUCACAACCAGUAUGCAGGUAUAUUCAUGAUAUUCCUCCUCGUAAGAUUAUCGUUUAUAUUCAAUGUACAUAAUUUAGUCAGAAAAAAAAUGUAUGUAGAGAAUCGAACUUGUAACAUAUACCUACAUUGAACAUCAAACUCUUAACCACUGAGCCAUCGUCGUACUGCGUCAUCGGAAAUAGGUGUAAGUUUACGUCUGUGUAAUAAAUACCUAAUUAAUAUGAAUAUGCGGUGUAUCAUUUUACAAAGUGUUGCGACUAACUCGUUUGUUCGUGAGAAUAGCAACUAAGCAUUUUAGCGAUGACUACGCGUCCAAAAUGCAAAAAUUUGAAAUAUGCAAUGCAUAAUCCGUUAUUGUCUUGCAUUUAAGGUUUUAUUUUGCAUAAUUCAGUUUUGCACGGAUUUGUAUUGUUUUUCUAUAAAAUAGGAAAAAUCAUUAAACUUUACUCAUUCCUUUGAUCGAUUCCCAAUUGUCCACAAUUGUGGUAUCCUCAUCCGUGUUAUUUUCAUCUUCAGUGCUUUUCUUCAAGAAAGUUUGUUAAAAUGUUAGUAAGUAUUUACAUUUACUUUUAGUUUAUGUAUUAUGUUGGAGUUUUUUACAUAAUAAAUUUACACAACAUUUUAAAUACCAUGUACCUAACCGAUUUCUUAAUUUUCAGGUCUAACUACGAAUAUUCAUCCGGUUCGGACUCCCAACUGCCGCUGGCGCCUACGUCUGCGCUAAAAGUGUUGAAAAAGAAGCCUGCGAGCAAGAGGAAGCCGGCGGAGUCGACCCCAACGCCUACUAGUUCUAAAAAGAAGUCGCGUUCGAGCGCCAACGACGAGGCAGGCGCGACCGCAACGUAUUCAUCGAGUACUGGCCCUGGAGGACUCUUCGGGUUUGAGACGGGAGCAACUUCGGGGACGUCGAAGUCUGCAGUGCUGCAGACUUAUUUGACCAGCCGCGUCCCCAACGGUCGAGUGCGCCGGGAGCUCGUCAACCAGUCUGGCGAGUACUAUAUAGAGUUCCGGGUGUAUAACACCGAGAAAGCUGUUGCCUCUAAACCAGAUCAGCGGUGGAAAGAGGCUGAAGUUACUCUUAAAGUAAAGUUAGAUCGGGGGACUCCGCAGUGGGAGAAAAUGCAAUCGUUUAUGCAGCGGAUUCAUAAUUUAUUUGAAGAUUGUGAGCCCGUCUUCAUAAGCGAAUAGUAAUAAGUACAGCUACUACUCAGGUACUUAUUACAACCUUUUCUCUCACUGCUGCUGUUCAUUGAUAUAACUUCACUUUAAGAUACUUAGUAGUUUUUUUUCCACUGAAUUUUCAACCAAAUACCUAUGAAAUUAUAAUUGUAAAUCAUACAUUCAUUGUGUAUAUUGCAAUUUUAUGUCGUUAGCGUAUGAAAGGCGAGGCAUUUUCUUUGUAUAUUUAAAGUAUACUUAUCAAAAAUGGUGUUUUGUACAGUUUGUAAAGUCUCUGUAGAUCGUGUUCAUUGGAUGGGGCAUUUACGAAGCACUAACCAUAAAAAUAAAAAUAUUUCUCCUUUUAGCGACGGGAUUGAAUUAAUUGAGUCCGCAUUUCGCAACCGAAUAGCUUCAUACAGAAUAUUAUCACCAGAUUUGGAUGGUCAUAAUUCUUUAGAUCGGUUUCUUGAUGAUAUAAAAAAUAAAAUCAAAACAUUAAUUGAUUUGUCUCUCAAGGAAAAUGACUGUAUAAAACUCAAUUUUGAACAUUUUGCUGUUUUUCUUUUAGUAAAAAAUGAUUCUCAGGAAAUAAAGUCUUUUGGAACUAAAAAUUAUACUCUCUAUAAAAAUUAUGACUUUGAUAGUUUAAUGAACAAAGUGAAAAUUAGUUUGAUGAGAAAAAAAUGUGAAUUUCAAGAACGUGAUAGUGGUUGGACCUUCUUACAUAAUUCCCAUUUAGAAUUGAAUAUUAAUAAAUAUCAACCAUUAAGAGGGUCAGGUCACAUUGAUUUGCCUGCACCAAUCAAAGCCAGAAAAGCGUGUGUAAACAUAAAAAACGAAGACAGUUUUUGCUUUUUGUGGUCAGUUACAGCUGCUUUAUACCCAGUUAAAUCUCAUCCUGAUAGAGUAUCGUCAUAUCCUAAUUUCAAAGACGUUUUAAAUGUAGAGGAUAUAUCGUUUCCAGUUACUUUUUCAGACAUAGCUAAAUUUGAAAUUAACAACCCUCAAAUAUGUAUUUUUGUUUACGGUUUAAAAGAUAAUAAUACAGUUAUCGGCCCUCUUUACAAAUCUGAACCAUUAAAUAAAAAAGUAAUUCAUCUACUGUACCUACAGGAAGGUAAUAUGUCACAUUACUGUUUAAUCAAGGAUUUACCGCGACUAGUUAGAAGUCAAAUUUCUAAACAUCAUGGUAAGUUGUAUUUUUGCGAACAUUGUUUGUUAUUUUUCAACUCGACCGAUCAGUUAAGUUCUCAUAGUUGUGGAGGUGUAGCUACUAAAUUACCCCCAAAAGGGUCAUUUAUAGAGUUCAAAAAUUAUAACAGAAAACAAAAUGUUCCUUUUGUUGUUUAUGCAGAUUUUGAGUCAAUGCUCGUACCCUACGAGACUUGUGAAAAUGAUCCUAUCAAGUCAAGCACAAUGACUCAUCAGCAGCACGUGCCCGUAGCUUUUGCUUAUCAUCUUGUUUGUACUGUAGAUGAACGAUAUAAUCACAUUACAUCGUACCGAGGACAAGAUUGUGUUGACAAAUUUGUUGAUUCAAUUUGCAACGAUGCAAAAAGGAUAAGCGCAGUAUUAAGUAAUAGUGUACCUAUGGUUUUUACAGAAAGUGAUGCGUUAAACUUUGAAAAUGCCGAAACUUGUCACAUAUGCGAGCGUUUAUUGGUUAUGGAUAAAGUUAGAGACCAUUGUCACAUAACUGGUAAAUACCGCGGUGCGGCUCACAGUCAAUGUAAUUUGAACUUUCAAGUGCCCAAAUUCUUACCUGUUUUCUUUCAUAAUCUUUCAGGUUAUGACUGUCAUCUUUUUAUUAAGGAGCUUGCUAAAGUUCCUGGACCCAUCAAGGUCAUACCUAAAACCAAAGAAAAUUAUAUUUCUUUCACGAAAUUUGUGUCUAUAUCCGAUACCGAUAGCUUUCAGAUACGAUUUGUAGAUUCCUUUAAGUUUUUGGGAACUAGCUUAGAAAAACUAACCCCGACUUUAAAAAACGAUGAAUUUAGAUACUUAAAAUCUUACUAUCCCGAUGAAAAACACUUUAAUUUGCUUACUCGAAAGGGCGUAUACCCUUACGAUUAUAUGUGUAACUGGGAACGAUAUAAAGAAAAGUGUUUGCCUCCCAAAGACUGUUUUUACAAUUCUCUUACCAAUGAACCGAUCUCAGAUGAGGAUUAUGAGCACGCUCAAUCAGUGUGGUUAAAAUUUUCAUUAACCAAUAUGGGUGAAUAUACUGAUUUGUACUUGAUAACAGAUGUACUUUUGUUGACAGAUAUCUAUGAAAAUUUCCGACUUACAUGUAAACAAUAUUACCAACUCGAUCCUGCAUUCUAUCUUACGGCUCCGAGUCUAUCAUUUGAUGCAAUGCUCCUUAAAACAGGCGUUCGUUUAGAACUUGUAACUGAUUUAGAAAUUUACCGUAUGAUACAGCAAGGUAUACGCGGUGGCGUUUGCAUGUGUUCUAAACGACAUGUUAAAGCAAAUCAUAAAUAUCUGGAAACAUUUGAUCCAUCUCACCCAAGUUCAUAUAUUGUUUACUUUGACUGUAACAAUUUAUAUGGAUACAGUAUGUGCCAAACAUUACCACAUUCAAACUUCAGAUUUGUGAACGAUUCUGAAUUAAAAACUUUAGAGUCGAAUAUUUUAAAUAUUAUGGAUGACUCUGAAAAUGGUUUUAUUCUUGAGGUGGACUUAUCGUACCCUUCACAUUUACAUGAUGAACAUAAUGAUUUUCCAUUUUGUCCUGAAAAAAUUAUUUCACCCAGAGGAAAAUCGAAAAAAUUAAUACCUAAUUUGUAUGAUAAAUACAAUUAUGUUAUUCAUUACGUACAUCUAAAAAAAUGCUUAGAACAUGGCUUGGUGUUGAAAAAGAUUCAUAGAGCUAUAACAUUUAAUCAAAGUAACUUUUUAAAAAAAUACAUAGAUCUCAACACCCAACUUCGCCAGAAAGCACAGUCUACUUUUGAACAAGAUUUUUUUAAAUUAUUAAACAACAGCAUAUUUGGAAAAACUUUGGAGAACACAGAACAACGAGUAGAUGUACGAUUGGUUAAUAAGUGGUCAGACAAAAAUAAUCUAACUAAAAAAUGUACUGGCGCAGAGACCUUAAUAGCAAGUCCCAAUUUCCAUAGUGCUUCAAUAUUCUCUGAGAAUUUGGUAGCUAUACAGAUGAAACAUUCACAGAUUGUGCUUGACAAACCAAUUUAUAUUGGUUUUGCUGUACUUGAACUCUCAAAAAGUCAUAUGUACGAUUUCCAUUACUCAAAAAUAAAACCAUUUUAUGGAAACCGCAUUAAGUUGUGCUAUACCGAUACUGAUAGCUUCGUAUAUAAUGUGCAUACAGAUGACAUUUACCAAGAUUUGAAGACUAACUUCUUAAAAUAUUUUGACACAAGCAAUUACAACCCAAAAAAUGAAUUUGGUUUACCUAUUGUUAAUAAAAAGAUUCCUGGUUUAUUCAAGGACGAAA
Messenger RNA from Pectinophora gossypiella (pink bollworm), 6080 nucleotides. RefSeq lists its product as uncharacterized. The coding region runs from base 2036 to 2647 and encodes 203 amino acids. Lineage: Eukaryota; Metazoa; Arthropoda; Insecta; Lepidoptera; Gelechiidae. The record is from RefSeq and is a predicted model, not a curated record. The transcript has 3 exons.